Molecule: messenger RNA, 727 nt
Organism: Coniophora puteana RWD-64-598 SS2
Lineage: Eukaryota; Fungi; Basidiomycota; Agaricomycetes; Boletales; Coniophoraceae
Exons: 2
Coding region: 1-708 (235 amino acids)
Source: RefSeq, a predicted model, not a curated record
AUGAACGGGGACGUUGAUUCCCUCCCCAACGACGCUAAUGAAUGGUUCCACCUCGACGAGGAUGGCCAUCUCAUUCACCACGUCGACACCAAUCCCACCAACGUAGGCGUCAACGACGAACAGGCCGAGCAAGCAAACUGCCCGAGUAAGACAACGAAACACCUCAAAAUACACCUGUCUCGUCGCCGAUCCUGCUGCGAAGAGACAGUUGUACGUCCAUGCGGUGUCAUUGUCGGCCGUGCAACUCUUAACGGCGCUGAAGCCGUGUCAAACGUGUUGCAUUUUGUUAAAACAUUGUUCAGCAUCCCUGGCGCGCGAAAGCCGGAACACUGGAUCUACGACACCGCGUGCGAUGCCAAACAGCAGGCUAUGAAGGAUCCGUGGUGGGAUACCGUUGGCAUGUCGGUCGACGUAUUUCACUUCCUCAACAAACAUAAGACGACGCACGAUUUUUGCCAGCGCUACUGCAACCCUGCACUGUUUCCCGAGCUUCUCAAAGACGACGGCAGCGGUUGGUGGUUCAACUCCAGCAUCGCCGAGCAGGUCAACGUGUGGUUGGGCUCUUAUCAUUCGAUGGUUCGCGAAAUGACGCCGGUACGAUUUAACUUCUUCCUCGACGAGAUGGUUCGUCUUCGUAACAUAGACGUUGUGCAGAGGCUGAAUGCCCAAAAGCUCAACCCAUGCCAUUCCCCUAUGCCUAAGCAGUAGAUUAUCAAUUACACAUUUU